CAUCUCUUGUACGUGCAAUUCUGUUACAGUCCCUCAAGACGCAAACAUUCCACUAAACUUUCUUCGAUUUUCAUCGCCAUCUUCUUCGUCUCCGUACGUUUUUCUUCCGGAAAUCAUCUGCGAUCAUGAGAAUGCUACUUUUUCGGCUCAGGAGUUCCAUCGGAAACGCGUCGGAAGUUAUCCGCCGGAACUCGAUGGUGAAUGCUUCGGAAGUUCUUCCCCUCCAUUAUCGGGCUCUGAUCGGAAACGUCUCACAAGUUUCCAGAGUUCACAGCUACUCUCGGGCUUUGAUUGGAAAAGUAUCACAAGUUUCCAGCGUCCAGAGCUAUUCUCGGAACUCUCAAAGCUCUCUUGUUCAAUAUCUUGACAAGCAAAUCAAGUUGGUUGAAAGCAGAUGUCUAACUGUUACCCCACACCCUGGAAGUACUCAUGCAAAGUUGAUUAAAGCUGGAGCUGAAAGCGACCAGAUCAUCUGCAAACAACUUAGGUUUUAUGCAUCUAGCGGCUACCCACAUGAAACUGUGAAGUUUUUCAAUGAGGCCUAUUUCUCCAACAAUGCAGGUUUGGGAGUAUGGAAUUGCUAUAUAAUAAGUUUAGCCCUUCACCCUGUAGAGCUCACUAUGGUUGAGAAGGUACCUAAAGCUCUUACUGUAUUUGAGGAUAUGCCUAUGGUGAAGACUCAUGCAACAUACUGGAACGCAAUGGUCGCGUGUUCCGAAGCGGGAGAGACUAAAUAUGCUCAGUAUCUUCUUGCUAAAGUCUUCAAGUCUCUAGCUGUUGAGCCAUCCAUUCAGAUCACAGGAUGUUAUAUUGAUGCAUUGGCAAAAAAUGGGCAGCUGGAAGAGGCUUUUACUGAGUUAAAACGUAUGGUCUACAAGCCCAAUCAAGAGAUCAUCGUCAGCAUCAUUUUCCGUUACCAAAUGCAUCCAAGACCUGCUAUGUUUGCAAAUGAGGUGUUGUCCUAUGUUGAGUCACAAGGGGUUAUAUUCUACAUUGACAAAAUUACAGUUAAGAAACUCACUGAAGAUGGUGUUACCUUAACUCCGAGUGUAAAGAUAAAGAAGGGAAGGAGUAAAGGGGGUUCAUUGAAGUCGUGGUCCUCGUGGAGAGAGUAA
This is a messenger RNA of Raphanus sativus (radish), 1115 nucleotides long. RefSeq names its product pentatricopeptide repeat-containing protein At4g33990-like. Gene Ontology annotation, molecular function: RNA binding; protein binding. The coding region runs from base 126 to 1115 and encodes 329 amino acids. Lineage: Eukaryota; Viridiplantae; Streptophyta; Magnoliopsida; Brassicales; Brassicaceae. The transcript is spliced from 5 exons. The record is from RefSeq and is a predicted model, not a curated record. Gene Ontology annotation, cellular component: intracellular membrane-bounded organelle. Gene Ontology annotation, biological process: RNA modification.